UACCCGGCAAUUUCAAAACCGGAUACGCGAGAUCAGUUGUUAACUCGUAAACGAUCGGAAACCACCACAGCAAGUCCAACGAGGCAAUUCAUAACUAAUCUGAAUAAAGUCGAGAGAAGAUACUUAAUCCUAAUCGAAAUGGAAGAAGGAGAGACCGUAUCGAUACUUUCCAGAAAAGAGUUGCGUAAGCAGAAGUUGAUGGAAUACCUCGCAGCAAAAGGAAAGAUGAAACUGCCCAACCCCAAGUCAUACCUCCGUAAUGACUGUCAGGUUAAGGCGGUGACACCUGCGCUAAAGGUUACAGGAAAAGAAAACAAGACUCGGACUGCUCAAUCCAAAAAACUGCUGGAAGCGCAGCCAAAACUUAAUCAAAAACCUGUGUUCAAAAGAACAUAUACUGUUGCGUCCUCUAUAUCCAACUUGAAUUCAGCCAGCCACCUCAAAAAACAGCCAAACACAGGAAUACAAGCCUCAGGCAGAGCCUCUUCAAAUGCAGCUUGUACAGCUCGUACAAAAUCAAACAGCAGAUUCAGCAGUAGCUCAAAUGCUACCUGGUCAUGUCCAAUGAAGACAGUCAGUGUCAGGAUAAGUCUUGGCCCCAUUGUCAAAACGAAAACCGGCCUCAUUCCUGCAGUGACCCAGCCAAGAAAUGGUCAAAGUCAAAGCUUAACACACACCUCUGCCCCAGCAGCUGAUACCACCACCACUACUUCUGUUGCUAACAAGGUGCGACCCAUCACCUCAUCAUCUGUCUCUCUUUCCCAGAGGUCUGCCGUGGCUCAGAGGAAAACAUUACCUACCACUGCUCUAGACAACCCCGUUAAUAAGAGAACAACUGUUUCUUUGACUGCAAGAGCUGGGAUUAAAGUUCAAGAUCAGAACAAGUACAACUCUAACCCACUUUUGGGUAAACAUUCUCAGCCAUCUUCUAAGAGUCAAUCAAGUGGACUGAAAUCAACAUUCAGCUCCUCCAAGUGCACAGCAGCACCUAUUAAGCCAGUGGGGAGAGUAGGGAUGUCAAAAACUAACAAACCAGCUGGUCAGCCUACAGAGAGAUCCACAAAGCAGAGAUCCGAGGGGGAGAGAAAGGGCCAACCAUGCACAGUCGCCUCCCGAGCAUCCUCAGGGCCAGUAAGCAGGUGCAGUUCCAGAGCCGUUAGCAGGGUUAUGCGAACUGCUGUGGCUGAGCUGGCAGGGAAAACCAAGACAUGUAAAGAGACAGAUGCCAAGAAAGGACACAGUUCAACAAAUGCCCCUCCACCAAAAACAGGUAUGAAAAGAACAGGCGCUCCAGUGAUGUCACAGACUGCGCCACAGCCUAUCAGGACCAUCAGCCAUACCGGCCAGUCCACUGACAUGAAAACACCAAAGGUCCCUGUCAGGGUCAUUCCCCAAACUGAGAGAGUGAAACUGACUGCCGCCCAGGAGGAAAGAAUGAGAAAACUACAGGAAUGGCGGGAAGCCAAGGGUAUUUCCUACAAACGUCCUCCAAUGCCGGUGAAAACUCAGGUCAGGCGCACUGUGGCCGUGCGCCAGCCUUUCUGGGCUGCAAUGAAAGAAGAAGACGAGGCCCACUCCCUCAUCUCUGCUGUGGACAGAUCCCUGGCUGACUGCAUCAAGUUGCUUGGAGAGGGUUGCCCUUCAGACCAGGUGAAAGAAGUUCUCUCACGGCUGCCAGCGGUGUCCCAGAAAUUUGCCAAAUACUGGAUCUGUCAAGCCCGCCUGAUGGAACAAGAGGGCAACCUGGAUGUCCUGCCCAUGUUUGAAGAGGCUGUUGGUGUCGUGUUGGAGGUGAGACAUUCGUGUUGUUCAAACUUGAGAUAUUUAUUUACACAAGAGUUAUGUACAGUUCCAAAAGGUACCAUGUGGAAUAUUCUUGUAAACAUACAGACGUUACGUUUACACUAUGUGUUACUCACCAAAAUGCACCGUGUGUAUCCUGUUGUGGGUGAGUAGACCUGGCUUCAGACA
Molecule: messenger RNA, 1971 nt
Organism: Micropterus dolomieu (smallmouth bass)
Lineage: Eukaryota; Metazoa; Chordata; Actinopteri; Centrarchiformes; Centrarchidae
Gene: ckap2l
Product: cytoskeleton associated protein 2-like
Exons: 6
Coding region: 139-1956 (605 amino acids)
Cellular component (GO): cytosol; mitotic spindle; centrosome
Source: RefSeq, a predicted model, not a curated record